AUCAGCCCAAGCCCAAUGCGUCAAUGCGAGCUCAAGACCCCAAGGAGGCCAUUACAGCCAUCACAGGAUUUUUGGAUCUUUGGAUCCAAUUUUUCAUAUGAUACGAUGACCUUUUAUAUUGGGUCAGAAAUCUAAGCAGAGAAUUAUAGAAGAAGAAGAAGAAGAAGAAGAAGCGAGAGGACAGUGAAUUAGGAAGAGACGCUCGCAAACCAAGUAUAUCAUGUAAUCUUUUCACCAUGAGAUAUACAUAAAUUUAUGGCAUGAUAUUGUGACCUUUCAUAGUGAGUCAGAAAACCAAACAGACAAUUGAGUUGAGAAGAAAAAGAAGAAGAAGAAGAAGCACUCCGCAUUCAAGACACACAAAGCCACGAAGAUCGCUGGUGGACUGACUGAGUGAUACUUCUCAAGGUAUUCACAUCGAAAUUAGCUGAAAUGCAGUGGCCUUCGCUCAGUGUUAUUCUUUCCGAGAUAUUUUUGGCAUAUAUCGUCUAUUCGAUAUACACGUUAUCCCUGUUAUUCGUAUCGCCGGCUUGCGAGGAUGGCAAACCGUGCCUUGAGUCGUACCUGAGCGAACGACCGCAGUUGGAUUUGUAUAUGUAUAGCUCCAUUAAAAGAAAUCCCAUCAACAGAGAUGCUGAUCUCAUAUAUUCUGCACAAAACUUUGAUUACAAUCAAAUGCAAAUCAUUCCAGUGAUACUGACUGUACCACAUGAGACACGGCGGAAUGGAACAUUGUUUUUACAUAUAUUUUUAGUGCCUCCUUUUAUAAAACAGGACAGGACAUUUAUCGAUUUGCAAAAAGAUAUAUUUACUUCGUACACUGCAAUUAAAAUGACACAAUACAUAGUACCUGAAGCAGAGGCAUUCAAGUUAUUAGGUGAUCGCACAGUGGAGAAAGCUAAUAGCCAGAUUGUUAUACGUCCAGUCUCACACAUGAAAAGUCGUGUGACAUUUACAAUAAUGACAGACAACGUUACGCUUCCUAUAUAUGGCAUACCUGCCGAACUCGUAAACCAUAUAAAAAUAAUUGGCAAACAGACAUUUUUGCCAAUAGUGAACUGUGAUUUCUUAAGAACACGGCAUCGGGAUCUUCAGCGGAUUACUCCACAAAAUAAUACGAUGAACGUUGCAGUAGAAUAUUCACCUGUGUCUUUAGGAAAGUUAAGAUUAGUGUUGCACGUGCAAGCAACGAUGGAGAAUCUCAAGAAUCUCGGCUUCUCCGACAGAGAUGUCGAUGAAGUAAAGGGCAUCUUUGCAGAUACUAACAUUUACCUACUAGGUGGAACCUUCUUCAUUGCAGCUGUACAUUUGUUGUUCGAUUUCCUUGCUAUUAAAAAUGAUGUUAGCUUUUGGCGGAAGAAGAGUAAUCUCAUAGGUCUCAGCAAAUGGACUGUGAUAUGGCGUGCAUUCAGUCAAACUGUGAUUUUCCUUUAUCUUUGCGAUGAAGGUUCUUCCUUACUUGUUCUCAUUCCUACUGGUAUUAGUACUAUUAUCGAGCUAUGGAAAUUGAAAAAGAUAUCGAGAGUGGAAUUAAUUAGCAGCGGUAGUAUUUUCCCAAGAAUACGAUUUAAACCCGAUAGCAUCGAUGCAGCAGAAAUGAAAACUAGGGAAUUUGAUGCCGAAAGUAUGCGUUAUCUGAAUUACUUAUUAUAUCCAUUAAUUAUCAUUGGAGCAAUCUACUCGUUACUUUAUCAACCACAUAAAAGUUGGUAUUCUUGGAGCAUAAAUUCUUUAGUGAAUGGAGUUUACGCAUUUGGAUUUCUUUUUAUGUUGCCGCAAUUAUUCGUUAAUUAUAAAUUGAAAUCCGUGGCGCAUCUACCUUGGAAAGCAUUCAUGUACAAAGCAUUUAACACAUUCAUCGAUGAUGUGUUUGCUUUCAUUAUAACAAUGCCGACUGCUCACAAAAUAGCAUGUUUCAGAGAUGAUGCCGUCUUUCUAAUUUAUCUGUAUCAAAGAUGGUAA
Messenger RNA from Atta colombica, 1962 nucleotides. Its product is annotated as cleft lip and palate transmembrane protein 1-like protein. The transcript has 8 exons. The record is from RefSeq and is a predicted model, not a curated record. Gene Ontology annotation, cellular component: endomembrane system; membrane. Bases 433 to 1962 code for a protein of 509 amino acids. Lineage: Eukaryota; Metazoa; Arthropoda; Insecta; Hymenoptera; Formicidae.